Linnemannia hyalina is the source of this 1251-nucleotide messenger RNA. The record is from the annotation of a GenBank genome assembly. NCBI's taxonomy places the organism in Eukaryota, Fungi, Mortierellomycota, Mortierellomycetes, Mortierellales, Mortierellaceae.
AUGCACCACUCCGACACCCACCUCGGCACAGGAGGAGCCAUGAACAACAACAACUUCGACAACAACAACAAUAGUAACAGCAACCAUCUCCAACGGCAGCAGCAGCAACAGCAACAGGAUCCAUCCUUACAGCAACAGCUGCUACAACAGGAAGAUGAGGCGGCUGCAGAGGCAAAGAGGAAGCGAGCUGGUCCUAAACGUCGCAAAGUCACCCACGGUAGACCGUGUCAGAGGUGCGUCAAACGCAACAUCGGGCAUCUCUGUCAUGAUGAACCCAAGCCGUCUCAAUUGGCAAGUGCGGCAGCUUCAGCCAACUCUAGUGAGAGCGAACGACGUGGCUCACAGCAGCAACAGGUGCAGAAGAACGGUAUCAACCAACAGCAGCAACAACAGAACCAAACAGGACAACCUCAUUUGCAGAGUGGGAGCAAUAUGGGUGGCCUGUCAAUGUAUGGGUAUAACAGCCAACUGUCGACUUUGCCAGUGACGCCUCUCACCUUUGCUAGUGAGCACAUGGGAAACGAGUUCACCGUCAUCAGUGACUUUUUGGAGAGUCUAGGAGGCGAACAGCCGAGCAUGUUCUCGGAGCAAGGGAUGCCCGUCAAUGUCAAUACGACCGAAAAGUUCUUCUUGACAGCCGCCGAUCCGAGCGAUGGAACCAACGAGGAUCGGCUGACCCAGGUCAUUAACGCCAAAUUUGAAGCUGGAUUCUUGAAGCCGUACAAUUAUGUCAAUGGAUACUCUCGCCUGCAAAAGUACAUGGACACCAAACAGAGAAUUUUGAAUGUGAUGGGGACAUUCCGUCCGGCAUUCAGAAGUGUUGCCCAAUCGUUGACAGAUAUCGACCUCGUCCUUGUCGAAGAAGCCUUUGAGCGUCUCCUACUCGACUACGACCGAGUGUUCAGUUCAAUGGGCAUCCCCGCAUGUCUCUGGCGUCGAACGGGCGAGAUCUACAAGGGCAACAAGGAAUUCGCAGCACUCGUCAACGUGCCCCUCGAAAUGCUCCGCGAAGGUCGUCUCUGCAUCUAUGAACUCAUGGCGGAAGAGUCAGCAGUCAACUAUUGGGAAAAGUACGGCAACAUUGCGUUUGAUGCGGGCCAGAAGGCAGUGUUGACGUCUUGUCUGUUGAAGAACCCGGAUCCGGAUAGUCAGAGUGUCAUUAGUUGUUGCUUUUCGUUUACGAUCCGGAGGGAUCGGUAUAAUAUCCCGACGGUUAUCGUAGGCAACUUUUUGCCUGUCUCCUUGGGAUGA